AUGGCGGCGAGCGGUGUGGAGGAUGAGAGGGUGGGCGGGGAGGUCAGAGGGGAGAAAGACGACGACGAUGUGCCUCAGCUGAGCGCUGCAGCGAUGGAGGCGCUCCGGGAGUUCCUGGCGGAACAGCAGCAGCCGGAGGAGCAGGAUGAAACUGGAGGAGGGGAUGGCGGGGUAGAGCUGGUCCAGGAGGACUGGCUGCUGAGCCAGUUCUGGUACGACGAGCGCACCGCGCGGGCGCUGGUGGAGGAGGUCAUCCGCCUUGUCUCCACUUCUGGCUCAGGCUCAGCCGCCAGCGCCGUGGCUUGCAUCGCGUGCCCGACGCUCUACGCCUACCUGAAGAAGACCGACCCGGGAGUGCCCGCGCAGCUGCUGGAGUACGACGAGCGGUUCGGGCAGUACGGCGGCGACUUCACCUUCUACGACUACAACCGACCGGAGGAGCUGCCGCCGGCGAUGAAGCACGCCUACCGCGUCGUCGUUGCCGACCCUCCCUAUCUGAGUAAGGAAUGCUUGGAAAAGGUUGCCAAGACAGUGUCUUUCCUCGCACAGCCUGAAGGUUCAUUCCUGCUGCUGCUCACAGGUAAUUGGGGCUCAUGGCAAUGCUCUAUCAAGUGA
Messenger RNA from Miscanthus lutarioriparius, 615 nucleotides. Lineage: Eukaryota; Viridiplantae; Streptophyta; Magnoliopsida; Poales; Poaceae. The record is from the annotation of a GenBank genome assembly.